AUGCCUUACAACAUUGCCAUGGUCAGCGACUUUUUUUUCCCUCAGCCCGGAGGAGUUGAAAGUCACAUCUACCAACUCUCUACCAAGCUGAUCGAUCGAGGGCACAAGGUUAUCAUAAUAACACAUGCCUACCAAGGUCGAACCGGCGUCCACUACCUGACAAACGGGCUCAAGGUCUAUCAUGUCCCCUUCCUGGUCAUCUAUCGAGAGACAACCAUGCCUACCGUCUUCUCCUUCUUCCCAAUCUUCCGCAAUAUAGUCAUCAGAGAGGAGAUCCAGAUUGUCCACGGUCAUGCUAGUUUGAGCAGUUUUUGUCACGAAGCUAUCCUUCAUGCUCGCACAAUGGGACUACGCACUGUCUUCACCGAUCACUCCCUAUUCGGAUUUGCCGACGCCGGGUCCAUAUUGACCAACAAGCUUCUGAAGUUUGCCCUGAGCGACGUGGACCACGCUAUUUGCGUCAGCCAUACCUGCAAGGAGAAUACCGUGCUUCGAGCCUCGCUUGACCCCCUGAUGGUUUCCGUCAUCCCCAACGCCGUGGUCGCCGAGAACUUCCAGCCGAAAUCAUAUAUCCCGAACUCCCGAAACGAGAUGGACUACUUGAGACCAAGGCCACUGCCACAACGUCUAGGUCCGGGCGACACAAUUGUAAUCGUCGUUAUUUCCCGAUUAUUCUACAACAAGGGAACAGAUCUCCUGAUUGCGGCGAUUCCACGCAUCCUCGCGGCACAUCCCAAUGUCCGUUUCAUCAUCGCGGGCUCCGGUCCGAAAGCUAUUGACCUGGAGCAGAUGCUCGAACGGCGAAUGCUCCAAGACAAAGUGGAGCUGGUGGGCCCGGUGCGUCACGAAGAAGUUCGCGAUGUGAUGAUCAGAGGGCAUAUUUACCUGCACCCGAGUCUGACCGAGGCGUUUGGGACUGUCAUCGUCGAGGCUGCUAGUUGUGGUCUCUACGUUGUCUGUACCAGAGUUGGUGGUAUCCCGGAGGUCCUUCCAGCGCACAUGACGACAUUUGCGAAACCUGAAGAAGAUGACCUGGUACUUGCGACAGGGAAAGCCAUUGCUGCGUUGCGGUCGGGAAAGGUCAAGACCGAAAGGUUCCACGACCAGGUCAAAAUGAUGUACUCCUGGACGGAUGUUGCACAAAGAACAGAACGAGUCUAUGACGGCAUCACGGGGGCCAUCAGCGAGCAAGAAUUCUACGGUGAACAUGCCAACGCGCCCUGGAGUGCAUCACGCCUCCGUGGCUAUGCACUGAUUGACCGAUUGAAGCGGUACUACGGAUGUGGGAUAUGGGCCGGCAAGUUGUUCUGCCUGUGCGUGGUCAUUGACUACCUCAUAUUUUUGAUACUGGAACUCUGGGCUCCAAGGUCGCGCAUUGACAUCGCACGGUCCUGGCCACGGAAACCCUUCAUCAACGACAAGAACAAGCCCGUCGAGAAUGGCGCGUAUCGCCGUAGAGGUACAGACCUGAUGGAUGGGCGCAAUGGAAGCCUUGUCAUGCGCUGA
Messenger RNA from Cladophialophora yegresii CBS 114405, 1506 nucleotides. Its product is annotated as phosphatidylinositol glycan, class A. The record is from RefSeq and is a predicted model, not a curated record. The transcript has a single exon. Bases 1 to 1506 code for a protein of 501 amino acids. Gene Ontology annotation, molecular function: phosphatidylinositol N-acetylglucosaminyltransferase activity. NCBI's taxonomy places the organism in Eukaryota, Fungi, Ascomycota, Eurotiomycetes, Chaetothyriales, Herpotrichiellaceae. Gene Ontology annotation, cellular component: glycosylphosphatidylinositol-N-acetylglucosaminyltransferase (GPI-GnT) complex. Gene Ontology annotation, biological process: GPI anchor biosynthetic process.